CGUUGUCCCUGGAUACCACAGCCUUGCCAAAUACCAGCACAACUCGCCAAAAAAGAUUGCCAUUCGUAUGCAUUCACCUGAUGGAAACCAACCCUGGUGCCCCAGCCAGUCCCUGUGGAGCUUGAUCGCUGAGCAUGUUUCUGGGUCAGAGCUACAAAAGAUCCGCACAGCACUGGGCCACUCCCUGGUAGACAUGUACACAGACGUGUACGCUGAGGCUGAGAUGCUGGGCGAGAUGUGUCAGGUCAGCCGUGGAGGAGGGAACCAUGGCAGCAGGGGAGGAAGCCCGUUCCCAUGUCCGCAGGGCUCCCCUCUGGCCGACCCCCCCGCUGUGAAAGAGCUGCUGAGAGCUGAGGUCAAGAUGUUACUGCAGACUCUCAGAGAGCGGGCCAGCAGAAAUGAUGAGCUCCUGUUUCGGUACAAACCUGAGACUGUAAACUACGCCCUCAGUCACAGUGAGAUCUGCUAUAGUAACCGUAGCAACCCUGACCAAACCGUUACUGGAAGCAGACCAGGCUCUCACUGUUCAGUCCAGUCAAGUGCUGAAGAUGAGAUUGAGGCCAUGAGAGAAAAGCUGAAUGUCAGUGAGAUAGACCAAGUGGUCGACCACCUCAGGUCUCUCCUGAAGGAAGAGUGGGAGGCUUUGACCAGACAUGUAAAGUAUUUAAAGGGAAACAUUAAACACAAGCGUCGGAGUCAUCGUGAAUCUGAUAAAUGUGAACCUUCGCUCGCAGAGCUGAGGGAGCUCAGAGAAAAUAUACAACUGGAUUUGGAGCUCUACCCCUCUUCGCUUGCAGCUUUGACCUCUCUACCUGCGAAGGACCUGAAACACAAUUUCAGACCGUCAGCAGGACAAAGUGCUGAGACUCUGCCAGCUUUAACAGCUCCAUCAGCUUUAAGACCACAUCCACGUCCUCCUCUGGGCCAGCCUAAACCCCGGCCACCAGGUGGACGUCCUCUCGCCAAGACGUCUCUAUCCAGACCUCAUAGUCAGCACAGAGUCACAUCAUCCUCAGAUAAGUCAAGUAAAACACCCACCUGCAACAACACUGACACUUCUGGGCAUGCAAACAGCCUCUUCACCUCCGAUCAGAUAUUAGCUAAAAGUGAACACCACUACAGCUCUGCUCCACAGCAAGACCGAGCUGUUCACAACAGGAUGGCGCCUUCAAGUUUUCAAACAAAAUCUGAGAGAAACGCACCGGUGCACAAAACCCAUCUAUCAUCCCAUCGCAGCAUUCACAGACCGAGCAUAAACUGCCAUUUAUCACCACAGAGCGAGGGAAAAAGCAGCGCUGCCUGGAGGCCAAGAAAUAUCAAUAUCACCCCCUCACCUGUUCCUGCUCCGAGUCAUGUCUCUGAUGUAGACGGUAACAGCAGCAUCAGUGAAGACCGCUGUGCGUCAACGAAGGAGAAAUCAAGUAGAGAAAAUGGAAAACAGGAUCGUAGCUGUAGAGAUAGUUUAGAGUCACCAGAGAGAGAUGAUGACAGGAGGACUUUGAAGACUUCAGUCACGUCUGAAAAUAGAAGCCCUCCCGGACAAAACGACAGAAAGAAGAGCAACCGUGAGAUUAACAGGAAUAAAAAUGCUCCAUCUGUGAAGGAUGAUAACAAACAACAAAGCCUUAGUAGUCUCAGUUUGACGGAUGGCUCCAUACAUCAUCCAGAAAGCAGCGAUGCGCCUCGAGAAUCCGCAUGCACUCAACCAUCAUCUACACUGAUUGAAGAACAGUUUUUCACUUACUCCAAAAAACCACAUGGCGGCAGCACUGGCAUCAAAAAUGUUCACACUGGGCCCCAGUUUCUGGAGAGGGUUCAUCAGCCAGUUCCUCCUGCCACAGUGCCAACAUGAAGUCGACCACUACCAGGACAAGGCUCGUACACCUAAAGGAAAAUAAAAGGCAGACUUGUUAUUGUCUUGAAGCCAUUUUUUUUCUGUCUAGACUGUAAUACUACGUCACACAGUCACUAUUUUAUUUUGGAACAUGGUGGCCUGAGAGUUGCGCAAAUAUUCCCUCAGUGUGUUUGGAUAAAAACUAAAACUUUACAGCUGUGUCUGACAUUGCACGUUUUCUCCAAGUGUGGAUUAAAAUGAACUACUGACAGGA
Messenger RNA from Mugil cephalus (flathead mullet), 2108 nucleotides. RefSeq names its product coiled-coil domain containing 24 (gene ccdc24). The record is from RefSeq and is a predicted model, not a curated record. Bases 68 to 1852 code for a protein of 594 amino acids. Lineage: Eukaryota; Metazoa; Chordata; Actinopteri; Mugiliformes; Mugilidae. The transcript is spliced from 9 exons.